ACAAAGCCAAUUUGGACCCGGAACCCAGAUGACAUUACUAAUGAGGAAUAUGGAGAAUUCUACAAGAGCCUGACAAAUGACUGGGAAGACCACUUAGCAGUCAAACACUUCUCUGUGGAAGGGCAGCUAGAAUUUCGAGCACUCCUGUUUGUCCCAAGGCGUGCUCCUUUUGACUUGUUUGAACAGGAAAAAAAGAAUAACAUUAAGCUGUAUGUGCGCAGAGUUUUUAUCAUGGACAACUGUGAAGAAUUAAUCCCUGAAUAUUUGAAUUUCAUGCGAGGUGUUGUUGAUUCAGAAGACUUGCCUCUAAAUAUCUCACGUGAAAUGCUACAGCAGAGCAAAAUUCUGAAAGUAAUCCGGAAGAACUUGGUCAAGAAAUGCUUAGAACUCUUUACUGAGUUAGCAGAAGAUAAAGAAAACUACAAGAAGUUCUAUGAGCAGUUUUCCAAAAACAUUAAGCUUGGCAUACAUGAGGAUUCACAGAAUCGCAAGAAACUUUCAGAGUUGUUGAGAUACUACACUUCUGCAUCUGGGGAUGAGAUGGUGUCAUUAAAGGAUUAUUGUACUCGGAUGAAGGACAAUCAGAAACAUGUGUAUUACAUCACAGGUGAAACCAAAGAUCAAGCCUUCAAAUAUUGA
This is a messenger RNA of Elgaria multicarinata webbii, 639 nucleotides long. RefSeq names its product heat shock protein HSP 90-alpha-like. The record is from RefSeq and is a predicted model, not a curated record. Gene Ontology annotation, biological process: protein stabilization; cellular response to heat; protein folding. Gene Ontology annotation, molecular function: ATP-dependent protein folding chaperone; ATP hydrolysis activity; ATP binding. Lineage: Eukaryota; Metazoa; Chordata; Lepidosauria; Squamata; Anguidae. Gene Ontology annotation, cellular component: protein-containing complex; nucleus; plasma membrane.